Oncorhynchus keta (chum salmon) is the source of this 1104-nucleotide messenger RNA. RefSeq names its product S-antigen protein-like. Gene Ontology annotation, molecular function: transmembrane signaling receptor activity. The transcript has 4 exons. Bases 1 to 1104 code for a protein of 367 amino acids. NCBI's taxonomy places the organism in Eukaryota, Metazoa, Chordata, Actinopteri, Salmoniformes, Salmonidae. Gene Ontology annotation, cellular component: membrane. Gene Ontology annotation, biological process: cell surface receptor signaling pathway. The record is from RefSeq and is a predicted model, not a curated record.
AUGCCCUGCGAAGAGGCCGAGGGGGACCUACGACGCCCUGCGAAGAGGCCGAGGGGGACCUACAACGCCCUGCGAAGAGGCCGAGGGGAGACCUACGACGCCCUGCUAAGAGGCCGAGGGGGACCUACACGACGCCCUGCUAAGAGGCCGAGGGGGACCUACAACGCCCUGCUAAGAGGCCGAGGGGGACCUACGACGCCCUGCGAAGAGGCUGAGGGGGACCUCCACGACGCCCUGCUAAGAGGCCGAGGGGACCUACAGGCCGAGGGGGACCUACGACGCCCUGCUAAGAGGCCGAGGGGGGACCUACGACGCCCUGCUAAGAGGGCCCAAGGGAGGACCUACGACGCCCUGCUAAGAGGCCGAGGGGGGACCUACGACGCCCUGCUAAGAGGCCGAGGGGGGACCUACGACGCCCUGCUAAGAGGCCGAGGGGGGACCUACGACGCCCUGCGAAGAGGCCGAGGGGGGACCUACGACGCCCUACUAAGAGAGGCCGAGGGGGACCUACGACGCCCUGCUAAGAGGCCGAGGGGGAACUACGACGUCCUGCAAGAGGCCGAGGGGGACCUCGACGCCCUGCUAAGAGGCCGAGGGGGGACCUACGACGCCCUGCUAAGAGGCCGAGGGGGGACCUACGACGCCCUGCUAAGAGGCCGAGGGGGGACCUACGACGCCCUGCUAAGAGAGGCCGAGGGGGACCUCGACGCCCUGCUAAGAGGCCGAGGGGGUACCUACGACACCCUGCGAAGAGGCCGAGGGGGACCUCGACACCCUGCUAAGAGGCCGAGGGGGGACCUACGACGCCCUGCGAAGAGGCCGAGGGGGACCUACGACGCCCCUGCUAAGAGGCCGAGGGGGACCUACGACGCCCUGCGAAGAGGCCGAGGGGGACCUGACGACGCCCUGCUAAGAGGCCGAGGGGGACCUACGAUGCCCUGCGAAGAGGCCGAGGGGGGACCUGACGCCCUGCUAAGAGGCCAAGGGGGACCUACGACGCCCUGCGAAGAGGCCGAGGGGGACCUACCUGACGCCCUGCUAAGAGGCCGAGGGGGACCUGACGCCCUACUAAGAGGCCGAGGGGGACCUACGACGCCCUACUAA